Molecule: messenger RNA, 8487 nt
Organism: Dreissena polymorpha
Lineage: Eukaryota; Metazoa; Mollusca; Bivalvia; Myida; Dreissenidae
Product: transcription factor MafF-like
Exons: 2
Coding region: 870-1451 (193 amino acids)
Biological process (GO): regulation of transcription by RNA polymerase II
Cellular component (GO): nucleus
Molecular function (GO): DNA-binding transcription factor activity, RNA polymerase II-specific; RNA polymerase II cis-regulatory region sequence-specific DNA binding
Source: RefSeq, a predicted model, not a curated record
AUUUUGAGACACAUAGAAGUCUAUUGUACCACGUGUCAGUAACUUUAUUAAGUUAUAAUAUUAAAAUCUAUUGAAACGUUUCUAUUGGUAAUUAUGCUUUAACUGCUAUAUGUGUCAGGCUGUUCAUAUCUGUUUUUGGUGGUGUUGUGUUGUUGUUGUUUUGCACAGACCAUAUAGGUACUGAGUAGACUACUAUCAAAAAUCUAAAUGUAGAUCUAGAUUAGAGUAAUGCUGUGUAAUAAGUUAUUGUUACAUGUACAUAUCUAACUGACUUUCUUUUCUAUUAAACAUUAACAAUGCAACCUUUGUACUUAAAAAGGCGCGAAAAUGUCUCUUUCUCACGCCCCCUGUUGGAUACUACUGUGGGAAAGUGUUUUACUACGACGCAGUUUCAUUGUUUGUUGUUGCAAUAUUAGGCGGGCCUUGCGUUGUAACGGUAUUUCUGAUUGGACGACCUGUUGCGCGCGAGGCAUUGUGCGCCGAUACACAAAACGCAAUACACACACUUCACUAUUUAUAUAAACGACAUUUUUGUCAAUUUAAGCAUAAAUUCUACCAUCCUUUGUUACAUUAAGAAUAUAUAUUUACUUGCUAAAGAAGUAUUUAUUGAGAAUGUUGUAUGGUUUUAUUGAUAUUAUCUUGUUAUCAUCUGCUACUUUGGACCGCUGAGUCAUCAAAAUCUACUGCGUCAAUAGAAAUACACUCGUGGCGCAAAACAACCAACGGUCGGUAUUGAGUACACAACUAAACUACGUAAUAAGCAGUUUUUAGUCAUUCAAGUCGACAUAACAUUCUGUGAUUCUGAACAGUGAACUUAUACGGAAAGUUUGUUUGUUGGAUUUAUUUCUACGUAAAGAAAGUGGAUUAAAAUGAGUAAAAAGAUAUUCUUGUCGCAGAUCAAGUCCGAGGGGAAAUAUCUGCAGAACAUCACCUCCAAGCAGAUCUCGGACGAGGAGCUGAUAGCCCUGUCAGUUAAGGAUCUCAACCGAAUGCUGAAAGGCAUGACAAGGGACGAGGUCAUCAAACUAAAGCAGCGGCGAAGGACGUUGAAAAACAGGGGGUAUGCUGCAAACUGUCGAGAAAAGAGAAUCUCUCAAAAGGAGGUGCUAGAAACGGAAAAAGAUGUUUUGCGGAAUGAGGUUGAACGUCUUCAGCGUGAAAACGACAUUGUUCGCAUGGAACUGAGCGCACUCAAAAACAGAUACGAUGCUUUACAACGAUUUGCAGAGGCAAACAAAAUUCAUGUGGUCACAGCUCAGCCUUUGUAUCUUGGAAAUUCGAUGCGUCACGAGCGACAGGAACGUCAAGAGCGUCAAGAGACAACCCCAACACAGACCAUCAUGCCCCGCACAAACAUUUCACAGCACUCGUUCAGUCCGAAUGACUAUGUGAAAUAUUCAGAGGCUAUGCACCAUGAAUCAGUUAUUGUGAAAAGUGAGCCUCGGAUGUAGCUCAGAUGCAGUGUGCACAGACUGAGCAUCGUUUCAUCAGAUUCCAUCCAUUGAUCAUAACUCUCUCACCUUGUAACUAAGUCAUGGCCAUUCGUCAAUAGUCAUAUCAAGCAUUUGGUUCCUAUGAUGGGUCACACAAACAAUGUUUGAAGCAUUGAGAUGUGAAUCCGCAACAACGAAAGUGUUCAUUUUGAUAAUCAAACUGGUUGACUGUGAAACAUGAUUUUGAGUGACCUUUUCCUCUAACAUGAUUUUUUUCCCCUGUAUUUAAAUGUGCUCUAUUUAAAAUGUGACUUAAUAUUUUAUACAUGUUUCGUGUGUCUACAUAGCAAGUGCUGAAUUUAUAUGUGAAUAAUUGUUUUAGUUGUUAUAGCAAUGUCUCUUCUUAUUGUUGCAAUAUUUUAAUUUGCAGUUUAUAAAACUUUGCAUAACUGCAGUUUGUAGGCAAAUAAUUGGCCUAGAAAUGUUAAGAAAUUAGUUUAUGAUUUUAAAUAUUAUUGGAAUGUUGUUAUUUGAUUAAGGAAUUUGUUGCUCCUGUAGACUUCAGUAAGUGACUUAAGACAAUAUUAUGAAUAUGUGCUAUUUAUGUACACAUUCCAGGUUUGAAGGGACUUGUUCACAGACUGCUGGGAUGCUUAAUAUACAGUGUUGUUUAUAAAUAAUCAUCUUUUGAAAUUAAUAAAAUUAUAUAUCUGCACAAAUGGGAAAUAACUGAACAAUUUGGAAUGUUUCUUUUGUUUUUGUCAAAUUUGUUACAACAUGUUUGAGUAUUUAAUGUGUGCAAACAUUUCAAGAUCUAGAUAGAUGAAUGCCAAAGACGGCAGCCAUUUAAUCUACAUGUAAAUGACACUGGUUUGAGCUCCUUCUGGCAAACUUUUUUUAUUUUUUUAAAUUAUAUAUAUUUUUUAUGGAGCUGUACAGUUCCAAUGUUAGAAUUUAGCAAGCUAAGGCAUUAACUAAGGAACAUCAAAAAUCCUCCAAUAUGUGAACAAGACCAUUGAAAUGAUAUCAAUAUGUUAACAGGUCUCUAGAAAUGGUACAUUUUUUUUAAUGAGUCUGAAUACAUGUAUAAUUAAACUGGUUAGAAAAAAAUAAUUCUCUAAACCAGGGCCCUCGUUUGGCACUUUUUACCGCCGAAUAUCGGCGGCUUCCACCAUGAAAAAAAGUAUACUUUUUUCCCCUAUUUCAGCUAAAAAUUCCCCCCACCAAAAAAAAAUGAAAAAUUAUAAUUAUUUUUUUUUAUGUCCCCCACUAUAGUAGUGGGGGACAUAUUGUUCUUGCCCUGUCUGUUGGUCUGUCUGUUGGUCUGUCUGUUGGUCUGUCUGUUGGUCUGUUGGUCUGUUUGCGCCAACUUUAACAUUUUGCAAUAACUUUUGUUAUAUUGAAGAUAGCAACUUCAUAUUUGGCAUGCAUGUGUAUCUCAUGAAGCUGCACAUUUUGAGUGGUGAAAGUUCAAGGUCAAGGUCAUCCUUCAAGGUCAGAGGUCAAAUAUAUAUGGCCCAAAUCGCUUAUUUUAUAAAUACUUUUGCAAUAUUGAAGAUAGCAACUUGAUAUUUGGCAUGCAUGUGCAUCUCAUGGAGCUGCACAUUUUCAGUGGUGAAAGGUCAAGGUCAUCCUUCAAGGUCAGAGGUCAAAUAUAUGUGGCCUAAAUCACUUAUUUUAUGAAUACUUUUGCAAUAUUGAAGAUAGCAACCUGAUAUUUGGCAUGCAUGUGUAUCUCAUGGAGCUGCAUAUUUUGAGUGGUGAAAGGUCAAGGUCAUCCUUCACAAGGUCAAGGUCAUCCUUCAAGGUCAAACAUCAUAUAGGGGGACAUUGUGUUUCACAAACACAUCUUGUUUUUCUUACUUUUAUACCUAUGUUGCCAGCUGGUAUCGUGCUACUAACCUUUGAUUAAAUGUUUAUUUAUGUAAAUCACAUUAAAAUAUAGCAAUUUUAGGUGUUGAAUGGUUGGUGAAGAGAUCUUCUAAAAUUCCUCUUUUCGCCCAAAGCUACGCGAAAUUCUCCCCACUAAGGGCCGCGGCCCCAAUCCCACAAAGUGUAGAGAGGGCACUGUAGACUAAGUAAGCUAUAUUUAUGUUUUUAAUGGCAUCAUGUCAUUCUUUUCUAAGAAAAUAGAAUCACUAUUUAACAGUUAAAUAUUGUUACUGUAUCCAAUAACAAUUUAAGCCAGUUUGAGCAAGUUGAUAAAACUUGUUUAGAGUUUUGUCUUUAUAAAUGUGUAAAAAUCUUUAUACAUGUGUGUCUGAAUUACUUAAAACAAAUAUAUUUUUUCUGGUGUUUUAUAUAUAAAUUUCUGUUAAAUAAAACUGAUAAUUCACUAUUUCAAACAGUGAAAAUUAACAGUGAAAGUUAUUGUUAAUUUUCACUGUUUUACUGUGAAAUGUCGUCACUUUUACGAAAUAAUGUCAUUAUUCCAGCGAAAUUCUCCAGUUAAACUAUUUUACAAUGUAAAUAAACGGUAAAAGAGCAUAAAAUAAAAAGAUUUGUAUAGGAUUUCAGUGGAUAUCAAUUCUAAUCCACUUGUGAUCAUAGAAACAAAUCUGCGCCACUCGUGAAAAUCUAAUUUUCUAUGAUCACUAGUUAAUAAAUCCAUAUUCCAUCGAAUCCCCCAAAUAUCCUCUACGUAAAAAGGCGUUUAUAUGACAUUCACUGGUAGUUUCUUCUGUUAAAACAUCAAGUUUUUUGUAAAAAUUAUUGUGUAUUGAAAGAAAAAUUAGCUAAUACUUUCUUCAAUUGCCAGUUUACUGUUAUGUUUUUAAUGAAAUAAGAAUUUCGCAACAAUCAAGAAAAAAAUGCAUGUCUUAAUGUGAUUAAGAAAAUUAUUAUGUUUUCAGUUAUCUACACAUGUAUUUAUGGAUUUGUUUGUGCAAAAUGGAUUCUUAUUUUGUAUUGUUGAAUGAACAAAAGUUUUGUGAAUUUUUCCUCCAUUACUUUAGUUAAACAUUAAUAGAUCAAUACAUUUAAUACAAAAAAAAUAAUUAUUUUAAACAGAUGUUUUAUCACUUGCACAAGCCAGACAACAAUUUGUGACAAUAUGUUUUUGCUUUGUAUUUGGUUGUGAAUGUCUAAAAGAAUGUCUAAUCAAUUAUACUUUCUAAUGCAUUAAGGUUUUGCCCAUUAAAUUAGUAUUUAUAUCCUAAAAGCUUCACUUAUGUAAACAUGAUAGUGACUCAUAGAUUUACAUGGUAAAUCCCCUUCCAAACUGAUUUAUUUCCUUGUAUACUACCUUAAACUGAAUGUACUCAUCAAGGAUGCAAUCACUCAAAAUGGUUGGACUGAAGGUGAGACUUAGGAAGUGAGUAGUAACAUCACUCAGUAAAGCACGCUUUACAUUUCUUACGUAUUAAAUGCUGAUUUGCAGUGCAUUAGUUUAACAAUUCAACUUUAAAAGUUAGAUCAUUCUGUUGAUUUUUUCCUACAGUGUUGAAUUCAGUAUUCUAACUUUGGUUUAGUUUCAGUUUCAUGUCGCUAUUAAUAGACGUAACAAAGUUAAAUGGUAUUUAAAGUACAUGUGUACUUGUGUUUUUUAGGUUUAGUUAUUUUAAGAAGAAAAAACAACACACCUCAUACAUGACAUAGCAAAAGUGUUAUAAUAUUAAAACAUACAUGUAGUUCCACUUGAUUAGACUUUAAGGCUGUUUUCAAACCAUGUGUUUGGGCAUGCAUCUUUGGUAACAUGUGAGUCCUGUUCUAGGAAUACAGGGUUUAAUGCGCAGUUUACUUACUUGUGUAUGUGCUGUAUAUGUAAAGAAGAAUAAGGAUGUGAUCAACAGCUAUAUUUAUAUACCUGAACAAAUUGAAAACAAAAUCAUGGGUUAUGAAAAAGGAAAGUAUUUGAUGACACUAGAUGACCAAAACAUAAGUCUGUGUUGCUAAUAACUGUUUUUGUUUGAUGUUGUAAUAAAACUUAUUUUUUUAUAAAAUAAUUUUAGAAUUGAAAUAAUGGUAUCAUUUUUGUUUUUUAUCAGUCAGUAGACAAGUUUGCCAUUCAGAUGUGAUGCUUUUAACCUAAUCAAGGCUAACACUAAUGUUGCUAAAUUUGUGCCCAUCAGAACUUCAAAUCACUGUCUUUUUACUGAUAAACAACAAUAAAUCAACAAUUAUUUUGAGAAAUAGCAUACAUUUUGAUUAAUGGUUGUGAUUAAGUUUCUAAAUGUUCUCAUAGUUUUAUUAAUUCACAAAGAUUGAAAUAAUUUUGUGUAAAUUGUUUUGUUUUUUUUCUCCCCCAAAUUUUUUUGGGGGGAGCAUAUAGUCGCCGCUUCGUCUGUCCGUGCGUGUGUCCGUCCAUCCGUGCACAAUUCUUGUCCGAGCUAUUUCGCAGUAACUAAUGACCGGAAUUUAAUGAAACUUUAUGGGAAGCUUCACUACCAACAGGAGAUGUGCAUAUUAUCAGCCGGUUAUGGCUGGAUGAUUUUUCACAGAGUUAUGGCCCUUUGAAAUUUUCUAUAAACUGUACAUAAAGUGCAAUUCUUGUCCCCCCAACUACUAGACGUUUCCUUUUAUCUGAAUAUAUAGUGCAAUAUUGUGACAAAAAAAACUUUGGGGAACAUCACCCGUCUCCGACGGUUUCUUGUUUUAUACAGUUUUACAAAUAAGAAUGCAGAAGUGUUUACAGUUAAUAACACAUAAGAAACCGAUAAACUAAACAUGACAUUGACAUGCUGUCUUCUCAAUAGCUGGUGACAAAGAUAAACACAAUAUUUUAAUGUGUACAAUACUUUCAAGCAGUUAACAAAUUUGCUGACAACUGCAAUUUGGUUUAAAGCAGGUAACAUGAUAGCACAAGUCCCUCUACAUGUAUGUUAGAUAAGCUCUGCAUUAGAUCUGCUUAUCACAGCAAAAUGUAUGUAAUAUUCAAGGUGAAGAAUUCGAAAUCUUCAGUUUGAUAAACUCGACCUGUGACAGGUUAUUGCUUUAACCUAGUUACUUCACGGUGCUGAAAUGUAUUUGUCCGUAGUUAUGAUGAAAUUGUAUUUGAAAUCCAUUGAAAUGUUGUCACUGUUCACAAGUAUGUAUAGAGUCCAUUGUGUUAUCAUAUCUUCUUUUUUACUUACAUCAAACAUUACAUUCCAUGGGUUGCAUGUGAUAAGUUCUAUGACUUUACAUUUCACUUGUGUGUUGUUCAUAUUCAACAUAAAUAUGAUAGUAAGUUGUGUCACUUAUAACUUAUAAAGGUUAAUGCAAGUUUUUUGCAUUAAUUACAAAACAAAUUUUCAGUUUUGUUUACCUUCAGUAUUUUUGUUAAAAAGCACAUAAGAGAAAUUAAGUUUUGGAAAUUAAAAUUUACCAACUAUUUUUAUUACAUUGAUCAGUUUUAAUACAGCAGAUUUUGUACAUUUGAAAAGUAACUUAAAUGUAGAGUUAUUAGACUAUAACAGAUAUGCACAGGUAUAAAAAUCCAUUUCAUACAUUGCGUUUCUAGAAUUAGUGUCUAUUGGUACAUACAUAGAUAGCAUUAAGAAAGAAUAUAUGUAUUAACAAGAAUUAAUUCAUUAAUAUUAUGUUGUUUCUAUAGACAAAAAUGUUCAGGAAGAAUAUUAAUUUUAUUUUUAUAUCUUUCUAAGAAUUGUUUUCCAAGACUGAAGUUUCUGAGAAACUCACCUUUAUUGAAGGUUACUCAAGGACACUUGUUGGCUUGCAAUUAGAGAUAAGGGCAAUAUUGGCUUGCAAUUAGAGAUAAGGGCAAUAUAUCCUUGUUUCAUGCAUUGAAAUUUGGAACAGGUGCAGGUAGGGGAUGGGGUGGGGGUGGGGUCAGCUAAAGUUACAACAUUCUUUCAACUGGUACACAUACAUUCCUACUUGGAAAUAACAGCAUGUUUUGUUCCUUUUCUGCUGUUUAAAAAAAUUAACUGCACAAAGAUAGCCAAGUGUAUUCAUUUUCAUUAAGAAUCGAAUGAAUUUAUUAGUGAAUAUGUGAUGAUGAGUCAUUGUUUAACGACAUUUUGCAUGGUCGCUACAAAAACAACCAUGCAAAGCAAUCAAUUGAUAUAUUACAUGUAUACAUUCACUUUAUUUUCAUACUGGUCAUGUUUUAUGUUCAUAUUGACCAUGUUUUAUUGUGGGUGCUAUUUCAAGGACUUGUGUUAUGGACAAAAUUCAUUUUAGUCUCGCUGUGUCAAAACUGGUUAAAUGCAUGUGCAUUUAGUCCCAAAUUAUGUUGAAUACUUUCUGCCUCAAAUGGAUUUUUGCCAAGAAGAAACUUGCUUUAAACAAAAAAAUACAAACAUUGGACAGUGUCUUACCAGAUUUGCCUUUUUGAACUGUAAGUACAUGCAUUAAACUCCGUUUUUGCAGAGCACAGCUCAUUUAUAUAUCUACAUGGUUCAGAUUAUCAUUCCAUUUCACAGUUCGGCUGUUAAUUUGACAGUAACAUUGUUAAAUACCCUGUAAUAUAAGUGAAUAUUUUAUGUUCAUUCUUUAUUUGUAAAUUACAUUUCAUGUAGAGGCAUAAUAAUGACUCAGAUUAUCUUCAGAUAAGCCUGCACAACUGCAGUCUGGCCAGGUCAGCUUUCCUGUCUUUUAAUGAGACUAAAACUUUACAUUAUAAAAGGUACCGUUAUGUUACCAAUUUUUGCUUGACAACACUCAUAUGCAGUUUUGCAACAUGGAAUAACAAGUGGUUAAAGUUAAUUAUAUGCAUAGAAGUGUCCUUAGAAUUGAUUUCAUGUCAUACUUAAAAUGCACUGUGGAUACAUUAUAAAUAUUAAACACCCGAUACAAAACAAAUAAUUUAAUAAUUCAAUUAAUUAAGAUUGUGGUUGAGAUUUUCUUACAAUUACCCAUUAAAUGAUUUCAAUGAUUACAACUGUCUUGAUUUAGUAAUACAUGUAUAUUGAAAGAAACAAUCCAUUUAAUUGUAAAUGGAUAUAUGUUCGAAAAUUCACUUGACAUUAUAAUAAGUUAAAAAAUGUUUUUGUCCAUUAUGUAAUUUUUUAAAUUUUUGUUUCGACGGUGAUGUGUCUAUGUAUUGAUAUGUUAAAUGUUUUAUAUUGUGUGAAUUUUAUGAUGAAUCUAAUAAAAAAAUAUGUGAACAGAA